GAGCUCCUUGCUUGCCGUAGUUUGACCAGAUUAUUGUAAAUAUGGCGUCCUCAAUGUCACUUUUGAGUUUAAGUCGAGCAUGUUUGCUGAAUCCUGCGACCAGAGUGUUUUUAAACCCCAGCAGGGCCAUCAGCACAUCAGCAUGGAAACAGGUGGAGACAAAAGGAACCGAAUCCCAGCUGAUCACCAUCGAUGAGAAGCUGGAUAUCACUUCUAUUACCGGGGUUCCAGAAGAGCACAUCAAGACGCGUAAAGUGCGCAUCUUCGUGCCCACCAAGACGGCCAUGCAGUCAGGCGUCAAUAACACCAAGAAGUGGAAGAUGGACUUCGACACCCGUGAACGCUGGGAGAACUCACUGAUGGGCUGGUCCUCCACUGGUGAUCCACUAUCAAACAUGAUGCUCACUUUCAGCUCCAAGGAGGACGCCAUCGCUUUUGCGGAGAAGAACGGUUGGAGUUACGAUAUCACGGAAAAGAGGACGCCCAAGCCAAGAGUGAAGUCAUACGGGGCUAACUUCUCCUGGGACAAGCGCUCGAGAAGGUCUUGCAAGUAGACCUGUACCACCUGUUUUGUCCCCCCCUCCCCUCUGCCUCUCAGAUCUGUUCUUUUAGCGAGCAGUCAAGUCAGUAGCUCUGCUCUGUGUUAUAUAAUCUUAUUCGUCAAACAAUAAAAAGGAAUUCCUUAUAAACCCA
This is a messenger RNA of Engraulis encrasicolus (European anchovy), 693 nucleotides long. It is a transcript of the gene ndufs4, whose product is annotated as NADH:ubiquinone oxidoreductase subunit S4. The coding region runs from base 42 to 554 and encodes 170 amino acids. NCBI's taxonomy places the organism in Eukaryota, Metazoa, Chordata, Actinopteri, Clupeiformes, Engraulidae. Gene Ontology annotation, biological process: electron transport chain. The transcript is spliced from 5 exons. The record is from RefSeq and is a predicted model, not a curated record.